GUGCGGCUCAGGCUUAUAAAAGGGCUGGGUACUGCCUGUGGGAGCAGGCGGCUGAGAGGCAGCGAACUCUUCUUUGCCAGUACAGGAGCUCGUGCCGUGGCCCACAGCCCACAGCCCACAACCAUGGGCUGGCAGCUGACGGUGAAGAUGCUGGCGGGCAACGAGUUCCAGGUGUCCCUGAGCAACUCCAUGUCGGUGUCAGAGCUGAAGGCGCAGAUCACCCGGAAGAUCGGUGUGCACGCCUUCCAGCAGCGCCUGGCUGUCCACCCGAACGGCGAGGCGCUGAAGGACAGGGUCCCCCUUGCCAGCCAGGGCCUGGGCCCCGGCAGCACUGUUCUGCUGGUGGUGGACAAAUGCGAUGAACCUCUGAGCAUCCUGGUGAGGAAUGACAAGGGCCGCAGCAGCACCUACGAGGUACAGCUGACGCAGACUGUGGCCCACCUGAAGCAGCAAGUGAGCUGGCAGGAGGGUGUGCAGGAGGACCUGUUCUGGCUGACCUUCGAGGGGAAGCCCCUGGAGGACCAGCUCCCGCUGGGGGAGUACGGCGUCAAGCCCCUGAGCACCGUGUUCAUGAAUCUGCGCCUGCGGGGAGGCGGCACAGAGCCUGACAAGUGGAGCUAAGGGACCCCACCAGCAAUCGAGCAGGAUCAAGGGCUGGAAAUAAAGGUUGUUGUAAAGAGAAA
This is a messenger RNA of Symphalangus syndactylus (siamang), 683 nucleotides long. RefSeq names its product ISG15 ubiquitin like modifier (gene ISG15). Gene Ontology annotation, biological process: ubiquitin-dependent protein catabolic process. Gene Ontology annotation, cellular component: cytosol. The record is from RefSeq and is a predicted model, not a curated record. Gene Ontology annotation, molecular function: polyubiquitin modification-dependent protein binding. NCBI's taxonomy places the organism in Eukaryota, Metazoa, Chordata, Mammalia, Primates, Hylobatidae.